Molecule: messenger RNA, 82 nt
Organism: Mesorhabditis belari
Lineage: Eukaryota; Metazoa; Nematoda; Chromadorea; Rhabditida; Rhabditidae
Source: the annotation of a GenBank genome assembly
AUGUUUGGGGAGUGGGAAGCAACGGCUGUGAUGGAGCCCCGGCCGAUCACAACGACGACGACGAAGAGAACGGAGCCACCCA